Molecule: messenger RNA, 1997 nt
Organism: Coccomyxa subellipsoidea C-169
Lineage: Eukaryota; Viridiplantae; Chlorophyta; Trebouxiophyceae; Coccomyxaceae
Exons: 10
Coding region: 531-1997 (488 amino acids)
Biological process (GO): translation
Molecular function (GO): GTP binding; GTPase activity
Source: RefSeq, a predicted model, not a curated record
AUUCCAUCCUCAUGUGAAGAUGGCAGGGAAAGGAUACAAUUACGCGGAUGAUUACGAAGACGAUUGGUAUCAGCAAGAUGAUGACUUUGAGGACGACGACGAGGAUGAUCCAGAACUAGCAGAGGCUGUCAGGGCUGUUGAAGCGCAGAAAGCAGCAGAAAAACCUGUAAAAAAGGGCAAGGCCGUUCUAAGCAAAAGUGGUACUAGUGUACCACCACAACCGGGCGGAAAGGGCACUGCUGCAAAGAGCGUGGGCAAGGCAGGCAUUGACGCAGGUGCUUCUGCCCUGGCUCAUUACCUCUGUGAUCCACCUCCUACUCUGCCGAGCGGCAAGCCUCAAAAGGGGGGCAGGAGAGUAGAGCAGCCACCCCCAGUAUCACAGACCUUUCCAAUAGCGCCACAGGAGUCUGCAGCAGAUGAGGGGAGACUAUUCAGAUUUGACCAACCAUCUCCGGAUGACCGCGUGCUAGCAGCUCAGUCAGGCAAGCCCGUAGUGUCACUAACGCAGAAUAGAGCGGCUCAGCAUACCCAUGCAAGGCCAAGUGUUGCGGCACAAGAGGAAGUGGAGAGGGGAGUGGCAGCGAUUCAGCUGCAGGCGGAGGCGGCGGCCGCUGUCAGAGUACAGGCCGGACAGUGACCUGGCAAGAGCAUGCGACGAGGCGAGUGCGCGGGAAGGUGUAGAGGCUAAUGGCAAAUCGCGGCUGCAUCUGGUGGUGCUGGGCCAUGUAGAUGCUGGCAAGUCCACGCUCAUGGGCCGCCUGCUGCAUGAACUAGGGCACAUCAGCCAGAAAACUGUGCACAAAGCGCAGCGCGAUGCAACGGCGGCCGGGAAGGGGUCGUUUGCAUGGGCGUGGCUGUUGGAUGAGAGGGCCGAGGAGCGCUCGAGGGGGGUCACCGUCGAUGUCGCAUCCACCUUCUUCGAGACCCCAAAGCACCUGGUCAGGCUGCUGGAUGCGCCCGGCCACCGCGACUUUGUGCCCAACAUGAUUGCUGGGGCAGCCCAGGCGGACGCUGCGCUGCUCUUGGUGGAUGGAUCGGUGGGGGGAUUCGAGGCGGGCUUUGAUGCGGGCGGCGGCAUGGGUGGCGGGCAGACGCGGGAGCACGCGCAGCUGGCGCGCAGCCUCGGCAUUGAGCAGCUCGCCGUCGUCAUCUCCAAGCUGGACACCUGCGCCUUCUCCCAGGAGCGGUUUGAGCAGGUCAAGGGGGCGCUUCUGCCUUUCCUGCGCACAUCAGGCUUCAGGGAGAGCCAGGUGCAGUGGCUGCCGGCCGUGGGCCCCUCAGGGCAGAACCUGACGGAUCACCCCACUGAGCCGGCACUGAGCAGCUGGUGGCGGGGGCCCUCGGUGGUGGCCGCCAUCGACGCAUUCCGGCCGGCGGCGCGCGCAUUGGAGCGGUCGCUGCGCAUGCCCAUUGCCGACGUGUUCAAGGGAUUGCGCGGGGGAUUGGCCGUCGGCGGCAAGCUGGAGGGCGGCGCUCUCAAGGUGGGCACGAGGGUGCUGGUGCAGCCGGGCGGCCACCAGGCGAUGGUGCGCAGUGUGGAGAUGGAUGGACAGGCCGCGGCGCUGGCGAGGGCUGGCGACACAGCGGACGUGGUGCUGGCGGGUGUUGAUGCCACGGCGCUGGCGGUGGGCGCGGUUGUGUGCCACCCGGACUGGCCCGUGCCGGUGGCCGGCCGGUUGGAGGCGCGCAUCGUCGUGCUGGACCUCCCGCUGCCCAUCCUCAAAGGCCGCCAGGUGAGCGUGCAUGUGCACACGGCGCAGGAGUCCGGCCAGAUUUCGCGGCUGGUCUCUGUGCUGAAUCCAAAGACGGGCGAGGUGACAAAGGCGCGACCGCGCGCUCUGACCAAGGGGCAGACGGCGGUGGUGGAGAUCAGCGUGGCUCGGCCCAUGUGCGUGGAGCUGUACACCGACUACAGAGCCCUCGGCCGCAUUGCCCUGAGGGAUGGCGGGCACACCAUUGCAGUGGGCAUAAUUGUGUCGCUCCUCGACUCUGACUGA